Molecule: messenger RNA, 1809 nt
Organism: Penicillium taxi
Lineage: Eukaryota; Fungi; Ascomycota; Eurotiomycetes; Eurotiales; Aspergillaceae
Product: putative bZIP transcription factor
Exons: 2
Coding region: 1-1809 (602 amino acids)
Biological process (GO): regulation of DNA-templated transcription
Molecular function (GO): DNA-binding transcription factor activity
Source: RefSeq, a predicted model, not a curated record
AUGGCACGGUAUUCUCAGUACGAUUUCUACCAACAACCAUCAAGAUUGGACGUGAAUCCUGCCGAAGAGGAAGAAAUGAGUGUGCUGGAUGAAAAAAUCCUCGACACACACUCCCCUCUCUCCGAUCCCCGAUCAUAUGAUACAGACACCUUUUCGCAUCGAAAUUCCGUCUGGUCCAACUAUUCCCACAGUUCCGAUCAGUCUCGUCCAGCCUCGCAUCUCGGUCAGUCGAUUCUGGAUUCAACUGCUACUUAUAUGCCCAUGGACGGCCCCCAGACCUUCGCCCAUCCGCACUGGUCUCUUUCCCGCACCGCCUCCGGCUCAUGUACGCCGACCGCUUAUGAUCAGUACCAAGAACCCGAGGGCAACUCGGCGCAAUUUGCGGGCGGGGCCGUUGGUCCCGUAGGAGCCAUCCCGAUGGGUGCGGUUUAUCGUAGUUUCGCGCCAGCAGGUGGUGUUGCCAUGUCCCCGCAGUCAAGUCAAGGCUGGGUGCCGGCUCCCAUGGAUCUCGCCGAUGUCACUGCACAGGCUAAGGCGUCCGCUUAUCGUAAUGGGUCACCGCUGACUAUGCGUCGUGACGGUAUUCGAAAGAAGAACGCCCGUUUUGAUAUCCCUGCUGAGCGGACCUUGAGUAACAUUGAUCAUUUGAUCAGCCAGUCCAACAAUGACGAUGAGAUCAAGGAGUUGAAGCAGCAAAAGCGGCUCCUCCGUAACCGUCAAGCAGCGUUGGACUCUCGUCAGCGCAAAAAGCUUCAUACCGAAAAAUUGGAAGAGGAAAAGAAGCAUUUUACCCAUGCUAUCACACAGUUGGAGGAAAUGGUGUCGAGUCUGCGGAAAAGAGAGACUGAGCUUUUGCAUGAGAAGGCCGAGUGGAUGUCUCAGCAGCAGCAGAUCACCCAAUAUCUGGAAGGUUUGCACAUGGAAAAGGACGAAAUGAUUCGUGUGCACACGCUAGAGACAGCCGAGCUGCGCAAGAAAAAUACCAUUCUGAGGGAGGCAGUGGAAAAACUUGAGCGUGGGGCCAAGCCAAGCAUGCCUGAGAACCAUGGUGAGUUCUCUGGCUUCGAUCACAUGUCCAUGGAGGGUCAUCCAUGGGAGGAAUUCUCCAUGACGGGUGGCCUUCCAAUGCCCAACCAGGUUCCCUCGGCUCCUGCUCAACACGCACAACCGCUCCCCCAAGGUAAGCCAAAUUCGGAGUACCCAUUCAGCUGGAAUGCCUUCUAUAUGUGUCUACUCUUUGGUGCCUUCAUUGCGUCAAACAACACCUCCUUGGCUGGCCAUUACCUCCCACAAAUGUCAGAGGAAUACCGUGCCGAGUCUUCCAACGUGCUGAAAGCAGUGCUAGCGUCCUCACCACCGGGGAUGGCCCACUCUACUCAUGCCAUGAUAUCGGCCUCUGCAACAGGUCCAGGUCCCACUGCCAUGUCCGGCAUGGACAUGGCUCAGAUGGGCCCUGCGCCGACGGAGUCCUCAGCUUUGGACCAACUUCAUGACACAUUGGUCAUGCCCACUGAGGAGCAGGAGCGUGCACAGGUCUUCGCUAUGAACCCGGACCAGUAUAAUUCAUUGACCACGUUCGAGGACGGCGGCGCCGGGUUCAAGCCGCAGCAACCGUCAAACUUGCAACAGGCCCUGGCAGCCAUGCGUAGUAGCCAAAAUCGGAUGCACGAGGACUCUUCGGGCGUCCACAGCAGAUCGCUUAUGUGGGAGCGAGUUCCCGAAAAAGUCAUCCGGGACUUCCAGCGCAUGGUCCAGGAAUUUGGUGCCAAUCCCGUCAAGCAGGAGAUGGUGGGCUUCCAGCAUGCCUAA